Messenger RNA from Bactrocera oleae (olive fruit fly), 1021 nucleotides. Its product is annotated as serine protease 1. Gene Ontology annotation, biological process: proteolysis. Gene Ontology annotation, molecular function: serine-type endopeptidase activity. The record is from RefSeq and is a predicted model, not a curated record. NCBI's taxonomy places the organism in Eukaryota, Metazoa, Arthropoda, Insecta, Diptera, Tephritidae.
AUUGCUUUGAGAAAUACAAAUAAAUAAAAGGAAAAUUCUUUUUUGGUUACUUAUAAAAGUUCGCCACAGUACCAAAAGCCGUUAGUUAGACAAAUGUGCGGUUUCUGUCGAGAAGUACAAUAAUUUGAUAAACGAAAAUAAUUUUUAAGUGUAAACAAUGUGGAUACGGUCCGCGAUAAUUAUUGUAGCCCUCUUGGGCGCGGUUUCUUCUUUUCCCGAUGGACGCAUUGUAAACGGUACUACGACUGUGAUUGGCAAAUAUCCAUUUAUGAAAGUUCUCUCAUCUCCAUUUGUAAAGGUCUCUCUGCGCUUAACGAAAGGCGCACAUACUUGCGGUGCGAGCAUCAUCGCGCCACGCUGGAUACUUACGGCUGCGCAUUGCGUUUACGAGCGCGCAGCAAAGGAUCUCAGCAUACAGUUCGCCGCAAAGGUAAUCAGUCGAUACAGUGGCAAUUUCGCGCCAGUUGAACGCAUUAUUGUGCAUGAGAAUUAUACGCCGGGCGGCUCAUAUGCCAAUGAUAUUGCCCUUGUAAAAUUGUAUAACGGUUUAGUGUAUGAUUAUGUGAAAGUGGCGUCGGUCGCCUUACCGGAUCCAUACUUUGAGGUGCCGCAGACAGAGAUAGGCGCCGCUGGUGUGCUACUCGGUUGGGGUCUAAAUGCGACUGGUGGCGUCAAUACGCCGACACUAGAAGAUGUCCACCUGAAGAUUUAUUCAGAUUGCGAGUGUACCACUCGUCAUAGUGGCCACACUAACGCCGAUCAUUUAUGUGCUGGUGUGGAUGUGGGCGGUAAGGGCCAAUGCACCGGUGAUUCCGGUGGUCCUUUGCUCUAUAUGGGUAGCAUACAAUUGGGCAUCGUAUCGUGGAGCGUUAAACCGUGUGGUGUCAAGUAUUAUCCGGGAGUUUAUACAAAAGUUUCGCACUAUAUUGGCUGGAUACGCAAUCACACCGAUGCAGUUGUUUGAAUUUAUUGAAAAUAUAUAUAACUAAUAUAUAUAUAUAUAUAUAUGUAAUUUUUUUUA